ACCUUGGGCCCAAAACGAAAACCCUAACCAAACUAUAAAUAUCAAUUGUCGCCUCAACCAGCUAGGGUUUCUUCCUCUCUGCAUCACCAUCUACACACAGUUUGCUCUCUUGCCUGUCUCUUCCAGAGUCCAGCAACAAUGGUGGCCGCCAAGAAGACCAAGAAGACUCAUGAGAGCAUCAACAACAGACUCGCACUUGUCAUGAAGAGUGGCAAGUACACUCUCGGUUACAAGACCGUUCUCAAAUCUCUCAGAAGCUCCAAAGGGAAAUUGAUUAUCAUCGCUAACAACUGCCCACCAUUGAGGAAGUCAGAAAUAGAGUACUAUGCCAUGUUGGCAAAGGUUGGAGUCCAUCAUUACAAUGGGAACAAUGUCGACUUGGGAACUGCAUGUGGAAAAUAUUACAGAGUGUGCUGCCUCAGCAUUAUUGAUCCUGGUGAUUCUGAUAUCAUUAAGACACUGCCUGGCGAACAGUAAAAGUAGAGUCGAAGUCUUUUUUUGCUCGCGAUGUUCUGUUUUCAGUUGGUUCAGACAAUGUUAUAUGAAAAGUUUUAUUUAGUUUUAAGCUAUUCUGUAUGAGUUGCAUUGCUUUUGGGAUUCUACAUUCUAGCAGAUACGCAUUGAGUAAUUUUACCAUCAAAUUUUUUCGAUAUA
This is a messenger RNA of Arachis ipaensis, 654 nucleotides long. RefSeq names its product large ribosomal subunit protein eL30. Gene Ontology annotation, molecular function: RNA binding; structural constituent of ribosome. Gene Ontology annotation, cellular component: cytosolic large ribosomal subunit. The record is from RefSeq and is a predicted model, not a curated record. NCBI's taxonomy places the organism in Eukaryota, Viridiplantae, Streptophyta, Magnoliopsida, Fabales, Fabaceae.